Messenger RNA from Coregonus clupeaformis (lake whitefish), 2624 nucleotides. RefSeq names its product phosphoethanolamine N-methyltransferase 3. Lineage: Eukaryota; Metazoa; Chordata; Actinopteri; Salmoniformes; Salmonidae. The record is from RefSeq and is a predicted model, not a curated record. The transcript has 12 exons. The coding region runs from base 581 to 2071 and encodes 496 amino acids.
UCAGCACAUUCGGGACGAAAGGGGCUCGUUUCAACCGUGGUAAGAUAACGCACGCAGAUGCACUGUCCACAGACCACCGGCUAUAGCUUUAAUACGCCCUUAUUUACGUACAACUAACUUUUAUAUUUUCUUCCACAUGGAUGGAUGACUCAAUAUCACUUUGUCGCCUCCUCUGAAUGAUUGACAUCUCACCAGAUCGGUUCCUCAACAGUCAAAGUCUGGUUAUGAGGUAAGGGGGAAAUCCCGUGCGUCAAGAUAGCAGCCCCCGAAGACCCCCCCUUUUUUAACCAGAUGAUUAUUCAUGCGUAAUGGUUCUCUCCCCUCCCCUAUUCCGCGCAUCCGAAUCGGCAGUUCUGCACCUUAUCGAUACGGAAAGCCAACUCUUACACGGCCAUAUGUCAGCCCUUAUUUAAACACGAGCACUCACAACAAGUUUCCAUUCAUCUGACAGUGAUAACACUCAACAUACCAUCCGCUGAUAAUUGAAGCUGUUGGAAUCACUGAACACUAACAGUAAUAGUUAUUCUUAACUGUUGGUUUUUUAAAACAUUUUUUGUAUUAUUUUUUUACUUCAUCAAACAUGGACACCAAAGUAAAGAGGAGUACGAUGACUGAGUUCUGGAAGGAGCACAGCCGCCAGGCCACGGUUGAGGAGAUGAUGUUGGACUCUCAUGCCCAGGAGCUGACCCAGCACGAGCUGCCUGAGAUCCUCUCCCUGCUGCCCAGCCUGCCCGGCCAAAGGCUCCUGGAGCUGGGCGCUGGCAUCGGGAGAUACACCAGCCACCUGUUGACCCAGGCCAGUCACGUGACAGCGGUGGACUUCAUGGAGAGCUUUGUGGAGAAGAACAGACAGGACAACAGUCACCAUGGCAACGCCUCCUUCCUCCAGGCAGACGUCACCAAGCUGGACUUCCCCAAAAACAGUUUCGACAUCAUCUUCUCCAACUGGCUGCUGAUGUAUCUGAGUGACGAGGAGCUGAGGUCACUAACAGAGAGGAUGCUGGGAUGGCUCCGCCCCGGAGGACACCUGUUCUUUAGGGAGUCCUGCCACCACCAAUCAGGUGACCGUAAGAGGACCUUUAACCCCACACACUACAGAUCGUCGGCCCACUACAGUCAGUUGAUGACAACAACACUGUGGGAGGAGUCAGAGGGGGCGGAGAAGCAGGUGUUUGGCUUUGACAUCGUGCUCAAUAAAACCGUGCAGACAUACAUCAAGAUGAAGAACAACAAGAACCAGGUGUGUUGGCUACUGGAGAAGGUGGGUCGGGACACAUCCUGUCAGGAGGGCUUCAGAACCUUCCAGCAGUUCCUGGACAACCAGCAGUACACACGCAACGGCAUCCUGCGAUACGAGAAGAUGUUUGGGGCAGGAUACGUCAGCACUGGGGGACCCAGCACAACCAAGGAGUUUGUGGACAUGCUGAACUUGAAGCCUGGGAUGAAGGUGCUGGAUGUGGGGUGUGGCAUCGGUGGUGGAAACUUCUACAUGGCAAAGACCUUCGGCGUGAAGGUGCUCGGCCUGGACCUGUCAGCGAACAUGGUGGAUAUCGCCAUAGAGAGGGCCAUGGAGGAGAAUCUUCCAUCGGUCCAUUUCGAGGUGGCUGACGCCACUAAGAGAGAGUUCCCAGAAGGGUCGUUUGAUGUGGUGUACAGUCGUGACACUAUCCUGCACAUCGACGACAAACUGGCACUGUUCAAACGCUUCCACUCGUGGCUGAAGCCCGGUGGCCAGGUCCUGGUCACUGACUACUGCUGUGGGGAGAGGCCCUGGACUCCUCAGUUCCAGGAGUAUGUCAAACAGAGAGGUUACGUUCUCUACACCCCAACACAGUACGGCAAGUUCUUACAGCAGGCAGGUUUCUCUAACGUACGUGGCGAGGACAGGACAGCUCAGUUCAUGCAGGUGAUCCAGACAGAGCUGGAGAGAGCAGCGGCCAUGAAAGACGAGUUCAUUAAGGAGUUCUCAGAGGAAGACUACCUGGCCAUAGUCAACGGCUGGAGCGACAAACUAAAACGCUCCAACACUGGGGACCAACGCUGGGGCCUGUUCCAUGCAACAAGGAACUGAGAGAGAUGGAGAGAGAGAGAGGAGAAAAAGAGAGGAGAAAUUAUCCCCUUCAGGAGGGAGGGUUCAGUGUCUGGACCCAGCUCCACUGCUAACAGAUCAACUAGAUGAGAUUACCAGACACCGGAGAUUACCAGACACCGGAGAUUACCAGACACCGGAGAUUACCAGACACCGGAGAUUACCAGACACCGGAGAUUACCAGACACCGGAGAUUACCAGACACCAGUACACACACAUCUGAGAUGACAUACCUUUGGGCACUUACAGAUUGUGAAGUAUUUGAAAAUUGGUUGUUAUCCAGGGACCAGUCUAACUUUUGUUUUUAUCCUUUGGUAUCUUUGGUUUGAGAGGUGAAACUGAUUCCUGAAUUAUUUCCCCAAAGUUUUUUUUUUUUUUUUUUUUACCAAACUGAAUUUGAUUCGAAAUGUUAACUUUGUGUAAAUUUAACAAUAUUAUUGUCUUGUUAUCAAAGGUGAAUAUGCAUCAUCUCCCAGUCUUUACUAUCAACAUACCAUAGUUUGAUAAGAUUUACAAAUAAAUGUUGAAAACACUC